AUGGACACGGGAAGAAGGGGCGUCCAGGAGGAUUUCCGCGAUCAGAUGACCAAUGUGGAAGAUGGGGGUGGAGAAUCCCAAGAAAGCGUCCAGCAAACUGGUGCUGGUGUUGCCACGCCGUAAGCAUUAAGAACACUGGAAAAGAGCCCUUAUCCUGUGCUGAAAAACAGUAGUUCAGCAGUUUUGCUCUUCGGGUGUGUCUGCCUCAGCUCCCAUCCGGCGGCUUCAGCUCUACGCCCUCCUCAGACACCACGUUCGGGACCUAGAUGCGAACUCAAACCCUCUCAGCUCUUAAAGGACCAAGUAGGUACCAGACCGGCCAAGUCGCCUAGCCACAGAGCGAGAAAGAUCCAGAACUAGCUCUAUGCAUUCUGGAGGAAGAAACGAACACUAAACAAGCAAGCGGAUUCCCUCCGAACAAAACUGAUCAGCAACCGACCCUAAACGGCGCGAACGCCUGAUUGCCGAAAAAAGGGAGAGAACACCUCCUGCGCAUGCCCGCCGCCGGCUCGCGCGCGGGAGCGAGUCCGGAUGACGUCACCUCCCGGAGUCUACGGAUGACGUCACUCUCUAGCGCCGGCCGGAAGAGGCGCUUGACGGCGCACGUGGGUGGAGGCGCGUUGGGCGGGCACAUGGCGAGUUCUGCGGGGUUGGCGCUGUGCGGGCAUGCGCUGGUGGUGCGGGGCGGCAGCCGGUUUCUGGCUACCUCCACUUCGAGCAGUGAUGACGACAGCCUCUUCAUGUAUGAUUGCAGUGCUGCAGAAAAGAAGUUACAAGAACAUAAAGGGGAGGACGGACAGCCCGUGGAUCAGGGGAGUGACACCGUUCUGGCGUCCACCUUCUCCAAGUCUGGCAGCUAUUUUGUUUUAACUGAUGACAGUAAGCGUCUGAUUCUUUUCCGUACAAACCCAUGGCAAUGUCUGAGUGUCAGGACCGUGGUGAGGAGGUGCACGGCCCUGACCUUCACGGCCUCUGAGGAGAGGAUCCUGGUGGCGGACAAGUCUGGCGAUGUGUAUUCCUUCUCCGUGCUGGAGCCACACGGGGGCGGCAGGCUUGAACUUGGACACCUGUCGAUGCUGCUGGAUGUGGCCGUGAGUCCUGACGACCGCUUUGUCCUCACCGCUGACCGGGACGAGAAGAUCCGGGUGAGCUGGGCCGCAGCUCCGCACAGCAUCGAGUCCUUCUGCCUGGGCCACACCGAGUUCGUGAGCCGCAUCUUCGUGGUGCCCAACCACCCCGAGCUGCUCUUGUCGUCCUCCGGGGACCGCACCCUGAGGCUCUGGGAGUACCGGAGUGGCCGCGAGUUAUACUGUUGUCCCCUGACUAGCCUGCAGGAGCCCGCGGAGCCCUGGAGUGACAAGAGGUUCGCCGUGUCCAGGAUCACUUACUGGAGCCAGGAGGACUGCGUGGCUCUCUCGUGUGACGGGCUGCCCGUGGUCUACAUCUUCCAGCUGGAUGCUGCCCAGCGACAGCUGGUUCCAAGGCAGCUGCUGACUUUCCAGCACCGGGUGUGGGACGCUGCCUUCGAGGAGGGCCAUGGGCUGUGGGUCCUGCAAGACUGCCGGGAGGACCCCCUUGUGUUCUACAGGCCCGUGGGCGGCCAGUGGCAGUCUGUUCCUGAAAGUGCCGAAUUGAAGAGGGUCUCUGCUCACGUUCGCGUGAACUGGGCCAUGUUGGAAGGCUGUGCCGGCGUGGACAGUGGCUUCAGCAGCCUCUACAAGGCCGCCUGCGACAACAUGACCACUUACCUGAAGAAGAAGGAGGAGCGGCUGCAGCAGCAGCUGGAGAAGAAGCGGCGCGGGGCCCCGCCGCCCGGGCCCAGCGGGCCGACCAAGAAGAUGAAGCCCGGGGAGUUGGCGCAGGGCUGCUCGUCCUAGCGCUCGGGGUGCCCCUCGGGGGGCGCAGUGCUGCCCUCUCCCCUCCCACCCGCAGCUCCCUGACUUCCUCGGGCUGGGCGGCGGCGAGGUCCACCCCGGCUCAGCGGACCCCUGGGGCCGUGCCGGGCAGCUGGACGGGACCAUGGGCUGUAGAACAUUCUGUCCCCAAAGCUGUGCCACGGGUCAGCGUCACUGGAGAUGCUGUUCGAGAGUAGUAAGUGCACCCAGCGCCUCCCUUCUCCUUGGAGGGUGGUCGCCCGCGGGCCUGGCGGCAGCUUCCUGCUCGUCCUGCAGCGGGCUUCUGUCGGCAGCCUGGAGGCCGACAUCUUGCCAGCAGCACCGUGGAUGCCUGCGCUGUUGUCCUCUUGCCCUUCUGGAUGGUCUGCCAUGCUGUCCAGCAGGUGGCCCUGUGCCCCAUGGGCUGUUAGCCCAAGAGGAGGGAGUACUGGCUCCCGAUGCUCAGGCCCCGUGGGGCGAGGAGAGCUUGUCGCCAGCGUUGGUGGAGACAGGCUUGUUCACAGACGCGUGAGAACUGGGGUGCCCCGGCUGGACACUCACUCACUCCGCAGGGAGGUGACUGGUGACAUGUACGAUUGAUUUUGAUCUGGACUUUGUGCACUGCAGCAGAGCAGGAAAGCCUGCUGUGUGCUAAUUCCUGAUCAAUAAAGAUGAGUUUUUCUGCAGCUUCUAGAAAAUUGAGCAGCAUCACAUGGAACUGAUUUCAAAAUAUAUUGAGCAGAACUGUGUAU
Dama dama (fallow deer) is the source of this 2626-nucleotide messenger RNA. It is a transcript of the gene WDR4, whose product is annotated as WD repeat domain 4. The transcript is spliced from 11 exons. Gene Ontology annotation, molecular function: tRNA (guanine(46)-N7)-methyltransferase activity; protein binding. Gene Ontology annotation, biological process: RNA (guanine-N7)-methylation. NCBI's taxonomy places the organism in Eukaryota, Metazoa, Chordata, Mammalia, Artiodactyla, Cervidae. Gene Ontology annotation, cellular component: tRNA methyltransferase complex; nucleus; cytosol. The record is from RefSeq and is a predicted model, not a curated record. Bases 495 to 1877 code for a protein of 460 amino acids.